GCUCAUAGGUAGACCGAUACAUGAGUGAGGAAAGAGUACGUCGCUUCUAUCUCAGGUUUUAGGACUUGAGACUUGUACCUAGUGCUUUAAUAGACUUUAACCAAUUUAGUGAUCAAAAUGUUGCCACAAAGCGUAACAGAUCGUUCCACAUCGCCCACCACAACUCAGGGAGUAAUAUUUGGAUCUCAACUAGUCCAAGCAAACUCCAGAACUCCUUACAGCGAUGCUACUCAGACGAAGAAGCACAACCCAAACCACGUGAAGCGGCCAAUGAACGCCUUCAUGGUUUGGUCACAGAUGGAGCGGCGAGAAAUUGUCAAGUUCGCCCCUGACAUGCACAACGCAGAGAUCUCCAAGCAGCUGGGAAAGAGAUGGAAGAACCUGACAGAGGACCAGCGGCAGCCAUAUAUCCAAGAGGCGGAAAGACUACGUCUGCUGCACAUGCAAGAAUAUCCAGAUUAUAAAUACCGGCCACGCAAGAAGACAAAAUCUGGUAACUCUAAGUCAGUGGAGAAGGGGCGAGUGUCGAAAGCUAAGGACAAGAACAGUUCCAGCGUUAAUGCCAUCAAGGGUGUCAAGCUGACCGCAGACCCAUCCAGGGCGCACGUCACCACAGGUCUGUCAUCCAUAAACCACAACAAGCUCAAACUCAAGCUCAAGAUUGACAAAAAGUUCAAGGACUCGAUCCGGAACACAAACAACACACACACUAUGUACGUUCCCAUCGCGCAGUGCACGUCGCCCGCUGAGGUGCCUGCCACGCCCAACGAGAUGCCAGCCUCGCCCGAGAGCGCCUCCCUCUAUGACAACCACGUGACCACCACGUCCUCCAGUAGGAGCAGCAGCCGCGCAGCCUCUAUCAGCCCUGCCCCAGACAAGGAGCCCUUCAUUUAUGGUCUCUACACAAUCGAGAGUGCCCCUGGCCUCACCUCCCUCCGGCCAGAGGCCCUCGUGUCCUCCACCACUGUCACAUCCUCUAAAGAUGACCAUGACGACGACGACGAUGAUGAUGAUGAGAAGGAUGAUGUAAAACAGGACAUUCUGAUGUAUAAUCGAAAACGCCAUGCGGUGCGGGAUGAAGUGUUUGCACCUCGACCGGUCCCUCCAACUUCCCUCUCCAGUUCACGCGCGGCUGAUCCUCCGCCCAUCAAGAUGGAGCCGCUGGACAUCAAGCAGGAACCGCCAACGGAGUCCGCGCUGGCCGAUCUCGACUCCCUGACGGACCUGCUCCAGAUACCCUCCGACUUCAAAGUCGAAGUCGAUGAAAUCAACUCUGAUCUCGACUUUGACGCUGUGUCCACAUCAUCAGGGUCACACUUUGAGUUCUCUGACGUGUCGGACAUGUUGAGUGAUAUUGGUGUGAGCAAUGACUGUUGGGCCGACAUCGGUAUCAUCAACUGAUAACCCCGCGGCAGGCGAGCCGCGCAGUGUGCCGUCAUCGUGCACUGUGGUGCCAAGCGCACGAUUCAGCAACAUAAACUUCCACUAGAAGUUGUGGAGUCGAGGAAAGCAGCGCGUGAUCUAGUGUAGUGAUGUACUUCAUGAUUCUCCGUGUAAUUCUUCAUGUUAUUACAUAUAUUACUUAUAGGAAUCAUGAGAUAUGUGGUGGAUUGACCUCUCAUUUCAGUGUAUUCGAAAUAUAGUCAUACCGACACUCUAGGAACAUAAACCAUUAUAGUGUUGAAAAGUGCCAGUUUCACAGGUGGUCGCGUAAUACAAACAAUAAGUUCACCUGUGCGACAACACGCUCCCAGAGGACGUAAUGUUAAGUGCAUUUUUUUUUCAUCUCACGAGCUGUUUUAUUACGUUGUCAUCCCAUCACCAGUGACUGCAAGCAUCACUCAUUUCAUGUAUACAUCGUUAUUUUCAUCAUUACAUAAAUGGAGCAUUUUUUUAAAGCCAAAAGCCACAAACCUCCAAAGCCACGAACCCACAGCAAGUACCACUGAACCUGAGGUGGCGCCAGAACCAUUGCCAUUAAGUUUGAGUUGAGACGCUGAAGAAGAAAGAAGAACCACUUUCCGAAGAGCCAUGGAACGGAUCCCUCUCAAGUGUGCAUUUAGUGGUUCAUCAUCUCUUCGUUGAUCUGCUCUUGAGAGGUUUGUUUUGAUUUCCUUGAGUAGUGAGACUGGGACUGUUGAUCGUUAGAGAGUCACUGAUCCACACACAAUACAUACGCCGUUUGCUUUUUGCUUGGGCGAGUCAAGUUGAAGGGAAGGAUAACGGUAACGUUUAGUACUUGAGGACACGGGAACUUCAGGAUAUCAGAGCCUCAGUGUUAUAAUGUUAAGUUCUGGUCGUUCUCCUCACCAGUAAAUUAUUUCAAUAACAGGAAUUACCUCCUAACAUAAUUAGGCCCACCAACCACCCUCCCCCCACCCCAACCCCCUGUCUCUAGUCUUUACGUUCAGGUUACUCCAGAGAAAGAAAACAAAAAAAAAAUGUAUUUUAAUCAUUCGACGAAGAAGUUCUCCACAACGCAUCCGAUGGGCAUUUAGUCUGAAACGUGUGUACACAGAUGAGCAGGACGCACACGGGCCUGGACAAGGAGCUGUUGUUGACACUAGCUUGUAAGUCCCCCUCAAAAAAAUAAAAAAAAUACACGACAGUGGAGUUUAAGGUGUCUCGUUUUGAUAUAUUCUGAUUCUCCGUUUUCAUUUUAAUUCUCUCUCUCUCUCUCUCUCUCUCUCUCUCUCUCUCUCUCUCUCUCUCUCUCUCUCUCUCUCUCUCUCUCUCUCUCUCUCUCUCUCUCUCUCUCUGGAGUCCGCCAGUCUUUUCUUUUGUAUUCUUGUCAGCACAGGCCAAGAGCAAGAUGUUUUGAGGAGAGUAAUAUUUGUUUGUUGGAAGCUUUGUUGAGAGCAAAACGGCAGACUCAGAAGUGUUACAACCGAGGCUCCUUGGCCCUGUCUUCGUCGUCCCAGCGCUCUCCGAAAAACAGGUUCCACCCACUAAACCACCCGGUUUCAUAUAUAUCUAUAUAAACAGUAUAUAUGAAUAUCUAGUGUAAUGGUCAUUUUGUACUAGUAUUAAUGCAGAUAUCCGUGCUCUAUGGCGCGAAGCGUGGAAGGCGACACUAAAACUGGGUCGUUCUCUACGAUUGGUUGGCGAGUUUGGAGGGCGUCGACCAGACAGUACAUUCAUUGGUCGAGUCGUUGGCCAAUCACAGAGUGUAAGACGGGACCAAGUGCGGGUAGACGACUUCCAUCGCCUCGGGUCGCGGCGUUCGGGUUAUACCAUAGACUGCCGAUCGUCGGAUACACACAUUGCAUUACACAUUAUACCCUCUGUCUUUCCUAAGUAAGUAAAUGAGAAAAAAUCAGCAGGUACGUCUCGUCACUCAUUAACCCGAGUGUGGCUGGGCUUAACAGGUCUCGGGAGGGGACCUUAUAUUUUUUGUAUUUUGUUUUCCUCUAUUUUGGCUGCAAUUUCGAUGUCAUUUUUUCUUUCCUUGUAUUGAAGUUGCACCGUGAGUGUGGUCCCGCCGACUUGCUAAUCCCUCUCACACUAUUGUCUCGGCAUUAUCUCUCACUCAUGUCUUAGUAUCAUUAAGGCAACCGUUCUGAAUACUGUUAGCUACGCUCUGAAAAUGGCUUGGUGUUUUUAUGUCAGAAGCUGAAUGGCAGUAUAAGUAAAAGCAUAUACAUAUAUAUAAACAUAUACUACUGAUGUGAUUUUCUGAUUGAAUCUUCUCACAAGUUUCGACCGUAUCACCUUCCCUCCCUCCCGUUUCAUUCCUCAUGGUAGCCAGCCACUCAUGCUUUAGACUUGAUUUCUGUCCUUUUCUGUCUCCCUCUUAGUGAUCGAACUCAGAACUGUACGGUGAGUUAUGCUAUAAGCCAAGAUGACAAGUUUCGCCUGUGAAAUGCAUCCUGUAUUCCCUUUAAAUAGAAAAAAAAAAGUAAUGAUAUGCUUACUCUCAUACCAUCCUUGCCCCUGUCUGUCCAUGUAAACUAUUUAUGUUUUUUUACAUAUACAAAAGAAGUUGAUUUGCUGGAUGUAUUUACAGUUUGGAUAUACCUUGUGUGAAGUAGAACGGGAAUGUUUUGUGUGAAGACGAAUGUAUGUAUCGGUACUUGGUGAGGGGAGUCGGGGCUUGUCUGGGAACGCAUUCCUUUGACUGAAUGAUUGUUGAAUAUUUUGUACUAAAGGAACGCGUUUUAGGAUCCCCCGAGUCCCCACGCACCGGUGUCUAGACACCGCAUAUACAGGUUCUGGAUACCGUUUCUCGAGAGGCGAAAGGUACCGAUACCACAGAAUGUUUCUCGAAGUCCGUCAAAGGGGCCUCACCUCUCCGUGGUUUGGCUCAGGAGGUACCUUUCACGGACCAUAGAUGCUAUUCGCUGGUUAUUGAUACCGCUUAACUUACGUGAAUUAGAGCAAUAAGGAGUAUUUUGUAGGUGUUUUACAAUUUAUUCCUUUAUACUUAUAAUGUUUAUAUAUCAUGUGAACGAAAGAAACCGGAGAAAAGAGGAAUUUCCAGUGUUAGUAACUAUGUACUGUAAGGCUCCAUGUUCUUUGAUACACUUUGGCACGAUUGUAUACACGCUUGUGCAAGCAGGAGUGGAUCUCCCUACGUACAUGUUCACUCCACGUUGUUGAUCGGGUGGAGUUUGUCUCCUUGUUUGUUGAAUAACUUGUAAUGGGAAACCAACAACUACAACUAGUUACACUUUUUGGCAUGAAUAUUAACAUGACUGUGUCCGGAGUGGAUCUCCUUUAUAGUAAUAAUCAAUAUUGAUGGUCAGAUAUAAUAAGAGUUUUUGAAUCAGGGAAGCUGGAUGGAGUGCGCCUUCAUGCAACACACGAUGGUACUGAGUUGUCUCGAAUUCAGUUCGUCCCCUUUAUUUUUUAGAGUUUCUGAUCUCCCAGCCACAAUCAACUUCCCCACAUAACAGUUAAUUGUGUCUCCUAGCUGUUACUGGAAUCUCCUAGAAAAUUCACUGGAUCCUGGAAUUCCUAAGAGCUCCUGGCAUGCACUAGAACACCUGCGACUGGCUAGAUGCCUCGCAAAAUCAGGUGCUGGAACAUUCUUGUCUAUUGCAAGGAGCUCCUAGUAGUUACUGGAACCUUUUGUAUGCUGCUGGUCGCUCCUGAAGAACUUUGGAGUUGCUACUUUUGUCUCUUAGAGCCUCCAGCAGUGUUUCUUUGUUGCCAGGAGACCGUAGGAGUCCCCCUCGGCAUCCUACUGUAACUAUGUGUUUGUUGUCAAGAGCUUCUGCCGAUUCCUGAAGCCAGUUGAUGUUAGAAGUUUCUAGCGGUUUUACGGGAUUACUGCACGCUUGACUGUUCCUUGAGGCUGUUAUUUACCACUGCUGGAAAACUGCUGCCACGUGGGCCUGUGAUCUGCCUCCCCUCCGUCUUUUGUUCACUAAAUCAUAUUGCAGUCAAGUCUCCAACUGACUUGUCCAUUUUGGGGGACUUAAGCUUCUCUCAGACAGGUAUAAUUACACAUAGAAGGCGGAAGCCAUAGCUGGCAGCCGUUUUCGUCUCAUUUGUUGUUAUUUUUAUUAUAAAUUCAUAUUUUUACUUCCAGUAGUCUUUGGAAGUCUCUCAAUGUGCGUAUGUGACUGGAAACUUCUAGCACUUAUGGCAGCAAGGUUUUCUCUCAAACCACAGGGAGCUUCUGGCGACCACUGGAAGUUUCUCGUAAGCGUCUCCUAGCAGUCAAGGGACUUUUUUUUAUACUAGGAGCUCCUAGCAAUUAGGACCCGUAGCCAACUAGCCGGCAGAGUAUUGCCGCGUCUUCCUGAAAAAGUACAAUGAUCGUGACCGUGAGAGAGCGGCUCGUGAGGACCUGGGUGGCGCCUCCCGAGUUGACGCACCUCAGGAUUUCUCGACGUUUUGUUAUUUUCCUUAAGUACCCCUUCUGAGAUUGGAAGGGUUUAUUGGGGGAUAGAUAAGAGUUAAUUUUGUUAAAGAUAAGUCCGCUUCAGUCCAUUGUGAAAGGAAUAUUAUGAAUUUAUUUUGUUACAUAUUUUUGGAACCAUUUUGAACUUAUUAGUUGUUGUGGGAAAGCCACCCGGGUGUUACGAACUGGUCGCCUGGUCACCUGCCCCUCCCCACCUCCCCCUCCCGCACUCACCUCCCGAAGUCACUUAAAAAUAUUUACUUAAGUCAUUCCAUUAAUUUUUUUGGUAAAUCAGAUGUCAGGUAAAACUGACGAGUUUGUUUCAAUUUAUCGUUUCAUGUUGAAUAUUUGAGGACAUAUAAGGCGAACAAACAUUUUGAUCAACUAAUUCUUUUUUAUUUACUUUACGUUGUGAUCGAAGCCAGCAGUCAGCCAGCUUGAUAAAUUGUCAGUUUAAGCGGCAAACAUUAUUAAGAGUGAACUUAAGCACCACUUGAGCCAAUCACUUCCCUGAAAUUGGAUAAGCAAAUUGAUUUUCAGUGUUCAAAUGCUGGCCAGCUGGCGUCGCCCCGCGAGGGAAUAUAAUUAUAAAAGGUACAUAUGGACUAUAUAUUUACACGGUCGGUCACCUAGGGAUAACUUAGAGCUAAUUGUGACAUGAUCAAUUACCUCUUUUUUAUAUGCUGUUAUCACUUAUAAUUAGAUAGAAAUUCCAGGUGUUGUGUUAUUAUUAAAAGUAAUAUUGGGAUAUUUAUAUAUAAAAAGUUGGAAAUUAUGUAUGUGUGAUAGGUGAGUAGCUGAGUACAACCUUACGGUUAUGUUGCUACUUUGUUCUCCGCCAAUGAAAAAGGAAAAAAAAAUACCAAACAAAAAAAAAUAUAUAUAUAUACAUAAUAUUUUGGAUAUUUAUCAGCAUUUGGGAUUAAGACGAAUAUUUAUUAUGAUUUUUUUAACAUUAAUUUGGUGGCCAGCGGGAGGGCGGCGGCGGCCCCCUCCCCCCUCCCCCCAACACACACCUUCAGGCUGUCACCGUCAAGCACAAACCGGCCGGGCUGUGUCCCCGGGCGGUGGGGGUCGCUGCUUCCCCCGAGCCGAGCAACACGGCGAUGCAGUGCGAUCCGCCUCGUCCGUGUGAUCCAACCUGCCGGAUACUUACCUGGUUAAACUUUCGGUGUGCAUUAUUAUUAUUAUUAUUAUUAUUAUUAUUAUUAUUAUUAUUAUUAUUAUUAUUAACGUAAUUUUCAGUAAAACAAGUUUUUUCUCGGUCAUUUUAUUUUUUAUGCAUUUAAUUUUUUUAUUUUUUUUUUUAUUAAUUGAUUGCGGACUUUCCUAUUAUCCUGUGUGUGUGCCGAUGCCUCAUUGCUAGGUGGAGGAGCAUUACUGGCGUGAGGGUCAACUCAAGGCAGUCAAAGGUGGAGUCCUGCACAUCGCUCAUCAGUUUAGCGGAAAACGAUGGACGCAUUAAAUUUAAAA
Scylla paramamosain (green mud crab) is the source of this 7321-nucleotide messenger RNA. Its product is annotated as transcription factor SOX-4-like. Lineage: Eukaryota; Metazoa; Arthropoda; Malacostraca; Decapoda; Portunidae. The record is from RefSeq and is a predicted model, not a curated record. The transcript has 2 exons. Gene Ontology annotation, biological process: anatomical structure morphogenesis; cell differentiation; regulation of DNA-templated transcription. The coding region runs from base 118 to 1401 and encodes 427 amino acids. Gene Ontology annotation, molecular function: RNA polymerase II cis-regulatory region sequence-specific DNA binding; DNA-binding transcription factor activity, RNA polymerase II-specific.